AGAAGGUGAAUGGAAGGCAGAUACUAUAACAGCAACCCAGCUCAGCCUCUUCUGCUUGUUCCUUAAAGGUCUUCCACUUCAGCACCAUGAUGCUGCCAAAAAAAUUGAGGCUACUGCUGUUCCUGGUUUCCCAGAUGGCGAUCGUUGCUCUGUUCUUCCACAUGUAUAGCAACAAUGUCAGCUCCCUGUCUAGGAGGGAGGCUCCCAAGCACACACACGUGCUGAUCCUGUCUUCCUGGCGCUCUGGCUCUUCUUUUGUGGGGCAACUUUUUGGGCAGCACCCAGAUGUCUUCUACCUGAUGGAGCCCGCCUGGCACGUGUGGAUGACCUUCACACAGAGCACGGCCUGGAGGCUGCACAUGGCCGUGCGGGAUCUGAUCCGGGCUGUGUUUCUGUGUGACAUGAGCGUCUUUGAUGCCUACAUGAAACCUGGUCCCCGGAGACAGUCCAGUCUCUUCCAGUGGGACAACAGCCGGGCCCUGUGUUCCCCACCUGCCUGCAACAUCUUCCCACGGGGUAAUAUCAUCCCCCAGGCUCACUGCAAACUCCUGUGUAAUCGACAGCCUUUUGAGGUGGUGGAGAAGGCCUGCCGCUCCUACAGCCAUGUGGUGCUCAAGGAGGUGCGCUUCUUCAACCUGAAAAGCCUCUACCCGCUGCUGACAGACCCCUCCCUCAACCUGCACAUUGUGCACCUGGUCCGAGACCCCCGGGCUGUGUUCCGUUCCCGAGAACACACCGAGGGGGAACUCACGAUUGACAGUCACAUUGUGAUGGGGCAGCACUGGCACGAACUCAAGAAGGAGGACCAACCCUACAAUGUGAUGCAGGUCAUCUGCCAAAGCCAGCUGGAGAUCUACAACUCCGUCCAGUCCUUGCCCAAAGCCUUGCAGCAACGCUACCUGCUCAUGCGCUAUGAGGACCUGGUCCGGGCCCCCUUAGCCCAGACCUCUCGAAUGUAUGAGUACGUGGGGUUGAAAUUCUUGCCCCACCUUCAGACCUGGGUGCACAACAUCACCCGGGGCAAGGGCAUGGGUCAACACGCCUUCCACACAAACGCCAGGAAUGCCCUCAAUGUUUCCCAGGCCUGGCGCUGGUCUUUGCCUUAUGGAAAGGUUUCCCAACUUCAGAAAAUCUGCGGUGAUACCAUGGAUUUGUUGGGCUACCGCCAUGUCAGAUCUGAACAAGAACAGAGAAACCUGUCACUGGAUCUUCUAUCUGCCUGGACCCUCCCUGAGCAAGUCUACCAAGAGGUUUGAAGAGGCUUUGUCCCCACCUGGUAUCAGCCUCAGCCACCUUCCUUGACUGCUUUUG
Carlito syrichta (Philippine tarsier) is the source of this 1311-nucleotide messenger RNA. RefSeq names its product carbohydrate sulfotransferase 4 (gene CHST4). Gene Ontology annotation, biological process: N-acetylglucosamine metabolic process; protein sulfation; carbohydrate metabolic process. The transcript has a single exon. Gene Ontology annotation, molecular function: N-acetylglucosamine 6-O-sulfotransferase activity. Gene Ontology annotation, cellular component: Golgi membrane. The coding region runs from base 87 to 1256 and encodes 389 amino acids. The record is from RefSeq and is a predicted model, not a curated record. NCBI's taxonomy places the organism in Eukaryota, Metazoa, Chordata, Mammalia, Primates, Tarsiidae.